Molecule: messenger RNA, 1113 nt
Organism: Saprolegnia diclina VS20
Lineage: Eukaryota; Oomycota; Saprolegniomycetes; Saprolegniales; Saprolegniaceae
Exons: 1
Coding region: 55-1008 (317 amino acids)
Source: RefSeq, a predicted model, not a curated record
GCGACCGACUCCUUGGCGGCCGAUCUUUAUUCCAGUUGCAAAGAUUGUAGUUUCAUGGCAGCAGAGUGGACCACCGAGUCGUCGGUGCUUCUCGGCGUCAACACGACGCUGCUGCUGCUCAUCGGCGCGGUCUUUGGCCUGAACGUCGCGCGUCACCGCCGCCAGCGCCACGACGCCUACUCGCAGACCAUUAUGCUGCGCCUCGCGCUCACGUUUCUCAUCACGGGGGGCGCGUACUUUCUGAACUUUCUAUGGCAAAUCGUGUAUCGGAGUGAAACGCUGACUGAGAUCCAAGAAGCGGUUGGCCACUUUAUCGCGGGUCUCCUCGAAGGCAUCGUGCUCCUUUCGUUCUUUGCGCUCCUCGUCGUUCAAGUCGGUGGCACGACGCACGCCGUGCGCUUGUUUGCCCAGUUUGCCAGCAACGGCUCCGACGACGCGAGUAGUACGUCCUUGGCGUCGGCGCAACGACACUACAACGUCUACCGACGCAUUCUCUGUCUCUUUGUGCUGGCGCGCCCGUGCAUGGCCGUCGCGCUCUCGCUUCUGCACCCCGAGUCGAAUCCGACCAAGGCGAUUCGCACCGUCAUUGCGGUUGGCAACCUCCUCUUCCUCAUCGCCGCGGUCAUGUCCGUCGUGCGAACGCUGCGGCGUCUCCGCGUCGAGCUUCCUGCAUCAUUCCAUGCCGAGCUCAAGUUCAUCGUUGUCAAGACGCUGCUGCUGCUCUCGGUCAUGCAGUGGACCAUCUACACUUAUAUUGACGAGGACGCGAGGACGCCGUCGCACUUGGAGGUGUACUGGAGCGCGUGCGUGCUCGAGGUGCUCCUCCUCUCGAUCGCAUUUUACGCAGUGUCGGCGCCAGCAUCGUUUGCGAUCGCCGACACGCCCCGCGCACCGUGGUGGCGCUUCUGGGACGUCGCGGAGAACCCGAUUCGCGGCAGCAAGUCGCUCGACCGCCUUCCCGAAUCCGAGUUUAGCCCUGCGCCAGCGUCGCCGCAGCACAAGGUCUAACUCUCCGCUCGGUCUCGAGCAUGACUGUCGAGACGACUAGAUACUCCAUACCUUUGCAUGCCCCACGAUUAUAACGAAAAAGUGAGUUGCUCAUUCGACUACAGA